Molecule: messenger RNA, 1601 nt
Organism: Effrenium voratum
Lineage: Eukaryota; Dinophyceae; Suessiales; Symbiodiniaceae
Source: the annotation of a GenBank genome assembly
CCACAUACAACGUCCGCCGACUUUUCGCGGACAACGCUUCUAAAGGGGCCUCUGCCAUGGAACAUAAGCUCAGGUGGUGUCAGGUGAUGCUGGUGGCAGCAGGGCCUGAGGCGGAGCUGAAGGGCCUGGAGUCUUUGGGCCAAAGUGCCGGGGAGCCGGGGCCGCUGGCAGAGGAUGGGCGCCUCCAGCUGGCGGCGUCUGGGCUUUGCAUAUGGGACAACUCAGAAGCAGUCCUUUUCUCCUCCGUGGCGCUGGUGGCGCCCUUCCUGCGCCGCAGCUUCCGCCCGAAGCCAUCGCCGCGGGAGCUCGUUGACCCGGAGCUUGUGGCGAGCACCGAGUUUUUUGCCGUCUUCCCCGGGAACGAGCCAGCCGUGGAGGCCUCGCUUUGCGCCUGCGUUCCGCUGCCAAAGAUGCAGCAGUCGCUGGACGCGUUGCAGGCCAUUCUGGGCGCAAAGACGCCCAGCGAAUCGGAGUGGGGGCCGCCGCGCAUAGGAAGCCUGGGGAUCGCACUGCUGCGAUGCCGGGUGCCGGAGACGCUGGAGGGCCAAGUGCUGCAGCCGGUUGCCAGUGCCCGGCGAGGCCAGCGCCUGCGGGUCCUGAGCUCCGCCUUCGGCCUGCUGAAGGCCUCAAUCUUCCUGGGCGCAGAGACGACGGCCAUGGUGGCGGCAGUGGAUGAGGCCUCGGGCCUCCUACUGCUGGACACACGCUCGCUGCCUGGCGCUGAGGGCGCCGUUGCCCUGGAGGCGGGCCAGCCCUGCGCGCUGCUGGCGCCUCCGCUGCGCGCAGAAGAGCAAGCGGUGGGAGGUGGGGGGUCCCGCUGGGCGCUGUGCCCUGCAGUGCCUGUCCGAGGCGUGCUUCGGGCAGUGCAGGGGAGCUUUGCCAGCAGCUGCCUGCCGCAGAGUCUCCAGGCAGGGGCGCUCCGGCCAGGGGUCCCGAGCCUGCUGGAUGUGCCCGGCAUUGCCACACUGCAGCUGCAGCAGGGCCCCGUGUGCUGCGUGGCGUUCUCGCCCCGUCUUCUGCUUUUCGGCGGCGCGGCUCUGCCUUUCAACCAGUGGCUGCCCUGCUCCGGCGCUUCCGCCGGCGCCGCCGGCUCCGGCGCCGUACGUUGCCUGCGGGAGCUGAGCAGCGUGGGGCUGGUACUCGCCGAGCUGCAGGGCUUUCAGGCUGAAGCUGUGAGGUGGGGAGGUGCUGACGACUUGCAGGAGGGAGCGGACGUGCUCGUGGUGGAUUUACCAGGCCGCCAAGCGGCCUGCGGGGUGCUGCAGAGAUGCCUCGGGGCAAGGCACCAGCCACAGGCUCCGCCAGGAUUGGAGUGCGCCGUGCCGUGGCCAGGCGUUGACCAAGCCAGCCUCUUUCUGGAUGCCAGGACCUACGCCUUGCUGGGCCUUGGUCUCCGAAAGGAACAGCGGCAGGGUGUUCUGCCGCUCCGGUACAGUGGGGUGUCAGUGUUCCAACUGGCGGGACUGAGAGACCUGCUUGAAGGUCGCGGUGGCGAGGACGAGUGCGUGUGCUGGCUCGAGAGUUUCGACAAGCGCUGGGCGGGGUUCCCCCUGGAAAGGCUGGAGGCUCGGCCUUUGGCAGCCCUGUGAAGUGCGAGCGAG